Molecule: messenger RNA, 1746 nt
Organism: Hypoxylon trugodes
Lineage: Eukaryota; Fungi; Ascomycota; Sordariomycetes; Xylariales; Hypoxylaceae
Product: WD40 repeat-like protein
Exons: 2
Coding region: 70-1680 (536 amino acids)
Biological process (GO): rRNA processing
Cellular component (GO): nucleus
Molecular function (GO): protein binding
Source: RefSeq, a predicted model, not a curated record
CGGGGCUCUCGACCCAAUUUCUCGCCCGCGCAAAGUUCAAUACCUCGAGUUCAGUCGCCGGUAUUCAAUAUGUCUUCAAUGAUUACCACAUCUACCUGGGUGCCGCGAGGCUUCGCAGCACCUUUCCCGACAAAAUAUAACUUUGAUGAGGCCGAAUUUGAAAGAAUAGCUGAGCUAGCCAAGUUACAGCUAGACGACGCCAACGAAGAUCUCCAAGAGGCGCAAGAAGAGGAGGAAAACGGAACAAAUGAAGAAAAGGAUCUCGAUGUCACAGAAGAACAACCAUCGUCGCAGAACGUUGAUGCGGAAGAAAUCGACAUAGACGACGAGGACUUAAAAAAGUACGAUUUAGAGCACUAUGACGACGAUGAGGAAGACGCCGAGGGCCAGCGAAUGGAUAUGUUUGGAAAUAUCAAGUCCCUAGCGUACUAUGAAUCCAACAAAGACGAUCCCUAUAUCACGAUACCCGACGGCGAAGACGAUGAAGACGACGACAGGGAAGAACUUCAGAUCUUGGCGACGGACAACCUUCUCUUAGCCGCCAAGGUCGAAGACGAGCUUGCGCAUUUGGAAGUCUACGUAUAUGAAGACGAAGCCGACAACCUUUACGUCCACCACGACAUCAUGCUUCCUGCGAUACCCCUUUGCGUUGAAUGGCUAGAUAUUCCCGUCUCGAAGAGCAGCGUGGAGAAGGACUCGAUAGCCAACUUCAUCGCAGUAGGAACAAUGGACCCCGAAAUCGAAAUUUGGGAUUUAGAUACGAUAGACUCUAUGUACCCAAAUGCGAUCUUAGGUCAAGAAAGCAACCCGGAGAAGGCGAGCGGGAAAAAGAAAAAGAAGUCCAAGAAGAGCAACGAUAAUUACCACGUAGACGCAGUCUUAUCUCUCGCCGCCAAUAGAAAACACAGAAAUCUACUCGCCUCAGCUUCAGCCGACAAGACGGUGAAGCUAUGGGAUUUACACACGACAAAGUGCGCCAAGUCAUACACACACCACACAGACAAGGUUUGCUCAUUAGCAUGGCAUUCUGUGGAGUCAACGGUGUUGCUGAGCGGAAGUUAUGAUCGGACGAUUGUCGCGGCGGAUAUGCGGGUUCCCGAAGCCAAGGCUCCGCGAUGGGGCGUGGAAAGCGAUGUUGAGAACGUCAGAUGGGAUCCGCAUGACCCUAACUUUUUCUUCGUGUCGACAGAAAACGGCAUCAUACAUUACCACGAUAUCCGAAACGCGCCUCCGAACCCUUCUGCCAGCAAGCCAGUGUGGACAUUACAGGCACACGACGAGUCAUUGUCGUCUUUCGAUAUUAAUGCGCACAUUCCGGGUUAUAUGGCUACCGGCUCAACGGACAAGACCGUCAAGCUGUGGAAUAUUCAGCCCACGGGUCCUUCCAUGGUGGUGUCGCGCAACUUAGACGUUGGAAAGAUCUUCUCGACAAACUUCGCACCCGAUGCAGAGGUCGCUUUCCGUCUUGCUGUCGCCGGAAGCAAAGGAACCAUGCAUGUGUGGGACACCAGCACGAACGCCGCUGUGCGCCAAGCCUUCGCGCAAAAGAUCUCUACCAAGUUAGACGACAACGCUGAGGAGAGAUUAAUUGGCGUGGAAGAAGCUGAGAGCUCUUCGGACGAUGAUGGAGGUGAGGGUGAAGACGAGAACGGAGAGCCCGAGUCUAUGGAUGAGGAUUAGAGCUUACGGGCGAAAGACGAUGAUGUCUCACGGUCGGAUGCAUCCAAAUUCAACAAUCUAGGUCGG